Mercenaria mercenaria is the source of this 2075-nucleotide messenger RNA. RefSeq names its product proteasome assembly chaperone 2-like. NCBI's taxonomy places the organism in Eukaryota, Metazoa, Mollusca, Bivalvia, Venerida, Veneridae. The transcript has 7 exons. Gene Ontology annotation, biological process: proteasome assembly. The record is from RefSeq and is a predicted model, not a curated record. Bases 90 to 926 code for a protein of 278 amino acids. Gene Ontology annotation, cellular component: nucleus; cytosol.
AUCAUAUAAAAGUAAGUAUAAUUUUUCAAGAUGUCUGCGCCCAUGUUCUGAAAAUCAUCUGUUUUUCCUGCGUUAAAAAAAUUAAAACAAUGUUUGUUCCUGUAGAAAAACGAGACUGCUGUUAUAAAGAUUUCAUCUUAAUUUAUCCAGCAGUAUCUGUAGGAAAUGUUGCCCAGCUGACAGCAGACCUGCUGAUUUCCACAUUGACAAUGCAUCGAGCAGGUUAUAUACAGCAUCCAAGUAUUAUACCACUUGUUGGUGGCGAUCCAUUCGCUCAUCCAGAGGCUACUAACUGUAAAAUUGUAUCAUGUUGUGAAGUGUAUGAAAGCCAGGAACACAAAGUUGUCAUAAUACAACAGAGGUCUCCAUUUGUGCAGGGAAAGAGGGGUUUGUUUAGGAAAUGGUUAGUUCAGUGGAUCAAAGAAAACCAGUUCAGUAGAGUUGUCAUAGCAACCAGUAGUUCAGCAGAAGAAAGACUUGAUACACAAUUACAGGGGCCUCAGUUCAGGUUUGUUGCCUCGCCACAAAUUGAAAAGAUGUUUGGUGACAUGUUCCGCAAUUUCUAUGAAUGGGAAGAGUUAGAAAAACGACAGAGUUUUCCAGCGCCAUCUAUGUUAGAAGCAGGUGAAGACCAAGGGGGAGAACUGUACAUUCCUGGUGGUGGAGUUGCCAAAACUUUAUUUGAAGAUCUAUAUGAAGAUGUUCCUACAGCAAUAUGUUUGAUGUUCUGUGCUGAAGGUGAUAAUGUUGUAGAAGCAGUGGAGCUGGCUAACAGACUCAACAGAUGGCUUGGCCUCAUUCUCUUUCAUUCUCGGUCUAUAGGUGGAGCUGAUGAGGAAGCAGUGGUAAAAUAUACAAAGUGGAAAAUUCCUGUCUCCUGGAAGCUGUUUUAUGGAUCCAAAUUUGAUCAGACCUUGUAUCAUUGAUCAUUGUCUUGGGUGUUAACAUACAAAUGUCGUUUUGAAGAGGAAGAGUAAUUGAUGGGAAUUUCUUGAAGAUGUUGUUAAAUUCGUGCCAGAUCACUGUAUCAACAUUAUUUUGCUCACUUGAGGGGUGUUCUGAAAUCUGGUGUUAAGAUCUUAAGCAAGAAGUUCUUGGAACAGGUCUUGAUGUUUUUUUCUCUGAAUGUAUCACAAGGGUCUGAAGGGCAGAUCUAUGUUACCAUAGACUGUGCGAGUGUUUUGUUUGGAAGUUGUCAGUUAUUCACCAAACACAGUUUCUACAGAAAUGUUAAUAAUUUGAUAAGACAUAGAUCUGCUGAAGCUGCCAUGUUUCUCGGUCUGGUCGGGAUCUAUGCUGUUCGCUUUCAAAGCCAAUUAGAGAAACCGUUAACGAACAGCAUGGAUCCUGACCAGAUUACGCGUGUGUGCAGACUGGUCUGGAUCCAUGCUCGUCGCAAAGCAGCUAUGUUGGUUUUCUCAUGGUACGGCUCAUAUGAGUACAUACAUGUACAUACACGAGAGUUUUAAUGUUCUUUCUGUUUUGUAUCAUAGCUAUCCAUAUAUGGUAGUUCAGUAGGUACCUAGUUCCACAUUGCCAUACAAGCAGUUCAGUGAGUACUUAUGCUUUACAAAUGUGUAAAGCCCAGGUAAAAUAAACCAAUGCGAGAGCAGAAAAUCAAUAAAAUGCACUUCACUGUCUGCUGUUCCAGACAUGCUGGCAUACUUUCCUAUCCAACAGUGCGGUAACUAGCGUGGGGGUAUUUAAUACCUGCACACUUUUAGUUACCGCACCCUGCACUUAGAUUAUAUGAUUUACCUGCACUAAAUUUAAGAAAAAACACCGAGCGAUGAUACAAAUAUUCAAUAUAAUCCUGUUUGAAUAAAUUUUCUAUUUGCCUAUCAAAAACUAUUAUUCAUUGAACGUAAAACUUCACUUUUCCUAGUUGAAAAUUGAUCACUCACACCUUAACAGUCAAAAGAACUGCACCUUUUUAGUGUUUGACCAUGAUGUGUUCACAUUUUAAAAUAAUUCAAAACUUUGCUUUCUUUUCCACAUGUUUUUGUUAACAUGAUCUGUGUGCAGUUUGUAAUAUUGUACAGGAACAAAUGAACUGUGAUAAAUUUUUAUCAGUA